AUGACUGUGUGUGGAAAGGGGUUAUUUUUUUAUGCUGAGUUAGUAUUGCGCCAUGCACUUACCUUCUGGAAUAAUUGGUCUCAUGUCAACAAUAAUAACAAUGCAGGCCACCCAUCAAGGGGAAAUAUACGUUGGGCGCGACCAGAAAGCGGAAGACUGAAAUUGAACACGGACGCGUCGCUAGAUGCAUCAACGGAGUCUAUGAGCUUGGGUUGGGUCCUACGGGAUCACGAAGGAGUGUUCUUGGCAGCUAAGAAUAUGCAUCUUCAAGGGAUUUACACGGUCAACAAAGCAGAAGCUAUUGGUCUGAGAGAGGCUUUAAGUUGGUUGAAAGGUAUGGGAAUGGGUGGUGUAGAUGUGGAAAUGGACUCUCAGAAUGUUUUUUACUCUCUCUCUAAUCCUUCAUUUAGUUCUACUUUUGGAAUUAUUAUUGAUGAUGUUAAAGAAUUGACAUCGAUGAUUGAUAAUGUUAAAUUCUUUUGA
Molecule: messenger RNA, 483 nt
Organism: Ipomoea nil (Japanese morning glory)
Lineage: Eukaryota; Viridiplantae; Streptophyta; Magnoliopsida; Solanales; Convolvulaceae
Exons: 1
Coding region: 1-483 (160 amino acids)
Molecular function (GO): RNA-DNA hybrid ribonuclease activity; nucleic acid binding
Source: RefSeq, a predicted model, not a curated record